AUGACCUCCACACCGAGCUUCUCGUCUUUUCCCGACUUCUCAGCUGGUACUGAACCAGGUCCUUCUCGACCCACCCCUGCAGCACCUGUACCCAGCUUUGGAUCUUUCCCAGAAUCGGCAGAACCGAAGAGGUCAAAGCGAAGGUCACGCUCACCGUAUUAUGAUGAGAAAAGGUCGAAGACAAAAGAUAAGGAAGAUGACAGGAAUGAAAGUCGAUCUCGGGACAAGGACCAUGAUAAAACAUUUAGAGAGCGAGAUAGGUCUGACCGGCAUAAGCGGGAUAGAGACGAUAAGAGGGAGAAGGAAAGGCGGAGAGACAGGUCAAGGAGUAGAGAGGGGGAUGAAUACAAUCAUCGUGAUAGGUUCAAGGAUCGUCAUAAGGAUAGAGAUAGAUCUGCGGAAAGGAGGCAUAAAGAGGAUAGACGUCGGAAAGAAAGAGAAAAGGCUAUGGACCUAAUCAGAGGUAGCGACGUAGGAAUAAUACGGUCAGAGAAAAGGAAGGAAGGAAGAGUGAUCAGUAAGACUGAUGGUCAAUCCUGGUACGAGAGUGUCGCGACAGUCAAGGAUGAAGGGAUAGAUACGGCUCCUUCUACCUCUUUCUUUCCUGAUACUGUGGGAGAUAGGGAUGCUGUAAGGUAUGGAAGUACCUCGUCAGCUAGUGCGCCGAGAUACUAUAGAGACGGGAAAAACCGGAUAUUAGGGUUGAAUGAAGGCCUUCGCAUAGUCUACUCAAGAGAUAGGACACAGAAAGGGGUGGAAGUAGCCCCCAAGGGUAGACCCUAUUUACCUCGAUAUAAUUCCCGUCGAACCCAAUCAGCGGCUUCGCAGCACCUCCAACGUAUACUUCUUCUACCGUCGGACGAUCAAGCUUUUAAUUCAUCUGCACCUUACAUAAGUUUCGCUCUCAAGACCGCUCGUCAGGAAACGGAUAUACCUUCGUAUCGAGACAUACAUCAACUACAAGAGGAUGAGGAUUCGGAACUGGCUGAGAUACAAGCGGCUAUCGGAUCGUACUCCACACUCGCAGAGGAAGUACGUAGAGAAACAGUGGAGACUGAACAAUACCUCAAAUCUCAUCCGGGUGUUAUAGAUAGAUGGAUCAAAUACUCUCAACUGCACCUGAAACUCUCGCCUGAUCUUACGUCAAAAUCGGAUGCUGCUCAAAUAUCAACCAAAACACGAGCGGAAGCAGAAGUCACCUUAUCAAUCUUGUCUCGAGCGUUAGAUGCUGAAGAAGCUAAUUUCAAUUCGGAGAAACUACAUCUAGCAUACCUAAAAGCAGCCGAACAGUUCUGGCCCAAUGACAAAGUCACGAAUAGGUGGAAGAACGUUUUGAGAGAGUUGAGUGAGAAGAACGAUCAGGUGGAUAUGAUGGAUCUCUGGUUAGGCUAUAUCACUUGGAGAGAAGGUGAUGGGUUUGGGAAGGGCGAUGGAGGUGGGGUGGAUGAAGUGGUGGAGGUAUACGAGGAAUGCAUAGGAAAGCUGAAAGAGUCUGACAAGGGUGACACUCAAGCAAGAGAGGAAAAUCUGGUGUAUCUCUUUUUGAGAGCUUGUCUAUUUCUCAAACAAGCUGGGUAUACCGAGAGGGCUCUGGCGAUGUUCCAAGCUAUCAUGGAGAUAACCUUCUUCAAGCCUGAUCAUCUACGUAUUAGCUCCUCUUCUGCCCAUAUUCGAUUUGACGACGUUUUAGAUGAAUUUGAGGGAUUCUGGGAUACUGAAGCCCCAAGGAUAGGCGAACCUGGCUCGAAAGGCUGGAAGAAUACUGCUCCUUCCGCUGUACCCUCAUCACAGGUUCUCAGACCUUUAAACCGCACAUCCGAAGAUCCUUUCGAGAAAUGGUUAGAAGCCGAGCUUCACGCUGAAUCGAAUUACUCUAUGCCCGGUCGAGCUACCGACUUGAAUGAAGAAGUGGAAGAUGACCCGUAUCAUACUAUCCUUUUCAGUGAUAUCCGACCAUUUUUAUCCCCCAUCAACUCUCCCGAAGUUCGCUUACAGCUCAUCUAUGCAUUCCUAACUUUCCUCGGAUUGCCAUUUACUCCUCCUGACGUACCUUCUUCGUCCCCUGCAUCCAACGAUCCUCAUCUGCAAUGGACACUAGCGCAUAAUCCAGCUAAGCGAAAUGCAUUCUGGCCACCUCGACAAAGCUCCAAAAGACUACCUUGGCAGACUGUUGGUGGUGAGCCCAUGGAUCCUGAGCGUACGAGAGGCUUAGAUAAUCCGUUCGAAAGCCCAGUCAAAUGCUGGCUGCAGGAUAGGAACACUACUCUGGGGAGGAAGGGAAGUUGGUUCACCGAUAUAGAUGCAGAGGAUGUUGCGGCUUUAGAUGUUGAUCUCCUUAGAAAUGUCUUCAACGUCCUCAGACCACUUGUACCGGAUCCAGCUUUCACGUUGGCUUCAUUCGCAUUUGAAUCUGCUGUGUCUGCUAAAGGCGCUGUCAAGUUUGCAAAGUCCGUUCUCGCGUCUGAUAGGGAUAAUUUGCUUCUAUGGGAUGGCUAUGCUCGUUUGGAACGGCAAAGAGGCAACAUCCCAUCAGCAAGAACGGUUUAUGUUACUGCUCUUCAAGCUGCUAUCGCUGUUCGAUCGUAUGGAGUGGUCACCGAGGACGAAUUAGAUUUAUGGGCGGGAUGGGCGGAGAUGGAAUUUGAGAAUGCACAUGAAGUAAGGGCGUUGGAAGUGGUCGUACUAGCUGUGGGCGUGGGGCAAGACCGUCUUGCCGAAUAUCUCGCACCUGACCGAUCUCCCGGUCAACCCUCAUCGGUUGGCAUGCUAAAGUCGAGGCAGUUCUACUUGAAUACGCAAUCGCCCUAUUCGCCUAGUCAAUUGUUAUUGAAAUCUUUGUUCCACUACUUAACCGAGGACAUCGGUUCGACUAGAUCGUUCUUGCUCAAUCACCUUAUAACGCUUCUACCUUCUAGCGGCGAAGCCGAAUAUACUCUUCAGUUACUCACCAAAAUACUCUAUUUUCACUCUACUCGACAUUCCGCCCCUGCAUCAUUGUCAAGAGAUACUCUCGAACUUGCCCUUUCCUCUUUUCCCAACAACACGUCCUUCCUCUCACUCUAUCUGUAUGGUGAACUAGGAGGGAGAGUUUACGGUCGAGUACAGCGACUUAUCGCAGACCUAACAUCCCAACGGGGGAGUCACGGUGAAUUGGUGGUUCACCUAUGGGCUAUAUGGGCAGAAGCUGUCUCUUCACAUCGGACGUUCUGGGAUGAGGGUGGUACUGGUGCUGAGAGGGUCAGAUUGUCUUUAGAUAAGGGUAUCAAUUCAGCGAGCGGGAGAUACUCGGCUGCUCUAUGGAUGCUGUAUAUCGAGUUCGAAUGUUUGAUGGGCAGACAACAGACUGCUAAACAACUAUGCUAUCGAGCGGUCGCGUGUUUGGGAGGAUGUAAAUCUCUAUACCUGUUACCAUUCUCACCAUCCCUUCGACCACAUUACACCACGCGCGAACUGAAAGACUGGGCGGAACUCAUGAUGGAACGUGGAAUCAGAUUACGUAUACCUUUUGAAAGGUAUUUCGACACUCAGGAGGACGAAGGUGCAUUGUUGGAAUUCCCUGAAGAUGAAGAUCUACAAGAGGACGAACUUGGUUUCUUGAGGGAGAGGGAGGUGGCUAAGCCUUACUGA
Molecule: messenger RNA, 3627 nt
Organism: Kwoniella botswanensis
Lineage: Eukaryota; Fungi; Basidiomycota; Tremellomycetes; Tremellales; Cryptococcaceae
Exons: 13
Coding region: 1-3627 (1208 amino acids)
Biological process (GO): regulatory ncRNA-mediated heterochromatin formation; negative regulation of RNA catabolic process
Cellular component (GO): catalytic step 2 spliceosome
Molecular function (GO): protein binding
Source: RefSeq, a predicted model, not a curated record